AUGCCUCUCCUCAAGCCAUCAAAAAAACUGUCCAGAAAGCCGAGGACACGCAAGAUAGUGCCUGGGAUUUUGCGCGAAGAUUCAGACGACGAACUUGGCGACAGUGACCUUCCAUGGGAGUGGAUAUACGAAAAUGCAAGCACUACGGCAGAGCCAAACGGGCGAGAAGCGUCUCAGAAGCGGAAACGAUCAGAGAAGUCCAGCAGGAUUAUCGGCGCACGGAUGGGCGAGUUCGAGUGCAGACACGGAGACACUGUGUUGCUGAAAGCUGAGGGCUCCAACGAAGCAUGGGUCGGUUUGAUAUGUGACUUCCUCGAAGAGGAUGACCAGAAAAAGGCACAUUUCAUGUGGUUCUCGACCGAGAGGGAGAUCCGCAACAAGAUAAAGAAGAGGACCGACUUUUUGCCUAACGAGUUAUACAUCUCGCCGUCGUGGGAUUAUAACCCCUUAGCAUCGAUCAACGGACGAGCGCAGAUAAUGUCCCUCGCGACUUUCUACCAGAAGUACCCAAACGGCCGCGUGCCGCGAAACGCAAAGGAAAACGGCAAGGUGUUUGUAUGUCGGCGCGGUUGUAACACGCGGACAGCAAGCUACACGGAAGAGUUUGUGUGGGAAGACCUGUUCUCGGGCUCGGCAGAAGACAUUGAGAAUCUAGUUGAGAUGAUCAAGACGGGAACAAAGGCGACACGGAAGAAGCGACAGACAGCCAAGGACGAGGAUGCGGAGGAUCCAUACGUAUUUGCUGGAGACGACGAGGGCGCAGAGGAGCGGGAGUUCCAGACACCCAAGAAGAAGACCAAGACAUUUGAGGCUACGACGCCGACGAGCAAGGCACCACGCAGCGCGUCCAAGUUUAUGACGCCAUCGCAUCGGCGGGUGAUGGUCAAGAAACAGCUGGAGUUUACGCCGCUGGCGACACGCACACUAUCACCGGGCCACUUCCAGGCAUCGCCUUUCCAGCGGGCGCGGGCGCAGCUGCACGUGGCCUCGGUGCCAACGAGCCUGCCAUGCCGAGAGAGCGAGUUUUCGCUGGUGUACUCACACCUGGAAGCGGCAAUCACCGAGGGCACGGGGUCGUGCAUCUACAUCUCGGGCACGCCCGGCACAGGCAAGACGGCGACGGUGCGGGAAGUAGUGGCACAGCUGGACUGCGCGGUGCAGUCGGACGAGCUGGACGACUUCAUCUUUGUGGAGAUCAACGGAAUGAAGAUCACGGACCCGCAUCAGUCGUACUCGCUGCUAUGGGAGGCGCUCAAGGGGCAGCGGGUCAGCCCGGGCCAGGCUCUGGAUCUGCUGGAGCACGAGUUCAGCAAUCCGAGCCCGCGACGGGUGCCAUGUGUGGUGCUGAUGGACGAGCUGGACCAGCUGGUGACCAAGAACCAGGGCGUGAUGUACAACUUUUUCAACUGGCCCAGCUUGCGGCACAGCCGGCUGAUUGUGCUGGCGGUGGCGAACACGAUGGAUCUUCCAGAGCGGACGCUGAGCAACAAGAUCAGUAGUCGAUUGGGAUUGACUCGCAUUACGUUCCCGGGCUAUAACCACGAGCAGCUGAUGAAGAUCAUCCAGUCGCGCCUAGAGGGUGUGCCGGGUAGCAUGGUGGACCCGGACGCGAUCCAGUUUGCGAGUCGGAAGGUAGCGGCUGUCAGCGGUGAUGCGCGACGUGCUCUGGAUAUUUGCCGGCGGGCGGUGGAGCUGGCGGAGGCGGAGAGCCGUCAGGCGCCGGUGCCAGGGACGCCGACGAAGCCGAAGAGGGGCGAGACCUCGUUGACGGUGGCGGCAACAUCCAGCAAGCGGAGCAAUAGCAGCGGCCGGGUGACCAUCGACACGGUGCGGCGGGCCAUUGCGGAGGCGACGUCGAGCCCGCUGCAGCAGUACCUGCGGGCGCUUCCAUUUGCGUCGCGGCUGCUGCUGGCAGCUUUGGUGGCGCGGGCACAGAGGACCGGCCUGGCCGAGAGCACGUAUGGCGACGUGCUCGAGGAGACGGAACGGUCGCUGCGGAUGGCGAUGGCGAUGGCGGCCGGCACAGCCGAGGGUCGGCCGCUCGAGGUGCUCGGCGGUGCGGACGCAAAGGCGGGUGCUGACGGAUCGCGCAAGCACACAGGCGGAGCAGCAGCUGCGGCAGCCUCGCGGGGGGUCCGGCUGGCCGGGCUUGGAGGCGCGGCGGCUGAUCUGGCCGGGGCGGGCAUCCUGUAUCUGGAAGGGCAGCGGGUGGAGCGGCCGAGCAAGAUGCGGCUGGCCGUGGGCGAUGAGGACGUGCGGUUGGCCUUUCGCGACGAUCCGGAGAUCAAGGCGACGGGGUUGGUGGCUUGA
Grosmannia clavigera kw1407 is the source of this 2310-nucleotide messenger RNA. Its product is annotated as origin recognition complex subunit. Gene Ontology annotation, molecular function: ATP hydrolysis activity; ATP binding; DNA replication origin binding. The transcript has 3 exons. Bases 1 to 2310 code for a protein of 769 amino acids. Lineage: Eukaryota; Fungi; Ascomycota; Sordariomycetes; Ophiostomatales; Ophiostomataceae. Gene Ontology annotation, cellular component: nuclear origin of replication recognition complex. The record is from RefSeq and is a predicted model, not a curated record. Gene Ontology annotation, biological process: mitotic DNA replication checkpoint signaling; DNA replication initiation.